AAAUCUCUUUCCGUGUGUGGAUGUGUGGAGGGAGCCUGGAAAUCAUCCCCUGCAGCCGCGUUGGACACGUCUUCCGGAAGAAACAUCCGUACGUCUUUCCAGAGGGAAACGCCAAUACGUACAUUAAAAACACCAAGCGCACUGCAGAGGUGUGGAUGGACGAAUUCAAGCAGUACUACUACGCCGCUCGUCCCGCAGCCCAGGGGAGGCCUUAUGGAAACAUCCAGAGCAGAGUGGAGCUACGGAAGAGGUUGAAAUGCCACAGCUUCAAGUGGUACCUGGAAAAUGUUUAUCCCGAACUUCGGAUUCCCAAGGAAUCACUCUAUCAGACUGGGAUGAUCAGGCAAAGGCAGAGCUGCUUGGAGUCGCACAAGUCUGAAGCCCAAGAGUUCCCCGUCCUGAGCUUAAAUCCUUGUAUCAGCAGCAAAGGCACAGCAGCAACAGCACAGGAAUGGACAUACACAUACAACCACCAAGUCCACCAGCAGCAGCUGUGUUUGUCUGUGUACACCCUCUUCCCCGGUUCCCAGGUGCUGCUGUCACCUUGCAAAGAAGGUGACAACAAGCAGCGAUGGGGUAAAGUUGGGUCACACAUUGAACACAUAGCUUCACGCUUUUGUUUGGACACUGAAACGAUUGGAGACACAAAUGAGAACACCAAAGAGCUUGUCAUCAACCCUUGUGAGAGCACAGCCAUGAGUCAGCGCUGGGACAUGGUAAUGUCUUGA
Molecule: messenger RNA, 728 nt
Organism: Mesitornis unicolor (brown roatelo)
Lineage: Eukaryota; Metazoa; Chordata; Aves; Mesitornithiformes; Mesitornithidae
Product: polypeptide N-acetylgalactosaminyltransferase 14-like
Exons: 6
Cellular component (GO): Golgi apparatus
Source: RefSeq, a predicted model, not a curated record